AUGGGCAGCAAGACCUUGCCAGCACCAGUGCCCAUCCACCCAUCCCUGCAGCUCACCAACUACUCCUUCCUUCAAGCAGUGAAUGGCCUGCCCACAGUGCCCUCGGAUCACCUGCCCAACUUGUAUGGUUUCAGUGCGUUGCACGCUGUGCACCUGCACCAGUGGACUCUAGGCUACCCGGCCAUGCACUUGCCACGCUCCUCUUUCUCCAAGGUGCCCGGAGCGGUCUCCAGCCUGGUGGACGCACGCUUCCAGCUGCCGGCCUUCCCCUGGUUCCCUCAUGUCAUCCAGCCCAAGCCCGAGAUCACCGCUGGAGGCAGCGGCCCAGUGCUGAAGACCAAGCCGCGCUUUGAUUUCGCCAACCUGGCCUUAGCCGCCACACAAGAAGAUCCCUCCAAGCUUGGCCGCGGGGAGGGCCCCGGCUCCCCCGCAGGUGGGCUAGGCGCCCUCCUGGACGUGACCAAGCUGUCUCCAGAAAAGAAGCCCACGAGGGGACGCCUGCCUUCCAAGACCAAAAAAGAGUUCGUCUGCAAGUUCUGUGGCCGCCACUUCACCAAGUCCUACAAUCUACUAAUCCAUGAGCGGACGCACACCGACGAGAGGCCCUACACCUGUGAUAUCUGCCACAAAGCUUUCCGGAGGCAAGACCACCUACGGGACCACAGAUAUAUUCACUCCAAAGAGAAGCCUUUCAAGUGUCAAGAGUGCGGGAAAGGAUUCUGCCAGUCCAGGACUCUCGCUGUCCACAAGACACUACACUCACAGGUGAAGGAGCUCAAAACCUCCAAGAUCAAAUGCUAA
Molecule: messenger RNA, 801 nt
Organism: Cynocephalus volans (Philippine flying lemur)
Lineage: Eukaryota; Metazoa; Chordata; Mammalia; Dermoptera; Cynocephalidae
Gene: OSR1
Product: odd-skipped related transcription factor 1
Exons: 2
Coding region: 1-801 (266 amino acids)
Biological process (GO): regulation of transcription by RNA polymerase II; embryo development; urogenital system development
Cellular component (GO): nucleus
Molecular function (GO): RNA polymerase II transcription regulatory region sequence-specific DNA binding; DNA-binding transcription factor activity, RNA polymerase II-specific
Source: RefSeq, a predicted model, not a curated record